CGAAAUUUCAUUUAAAUAAAAAAUGUCUAAAAAGGUAGUCUACGAAAUUCAAAAGAAUACUCAAAACUAGAGAGAAUUAGGUAUUUAGUACUUCUUUUGUUAAGAGUGUAAUUAAUUUCGUCAGAGAAUUAUGUUAUUCUGUUCGAAGUGUGGUAAUCUUAUGAUGAUCGAGGAAGGUCCAGAAGCUAAACUUCGUUACAGCUGUAAUACUUGUCCUUCGAUUUAUAAUAUUACCAAGAAAGUGACGUCCCGCACGUUUCCAAAGCUCAAGGAACUCGACUACAUUAUUGGUGGUGCUGCCGCUUGGGAUAAUGUAGACUCAACUGAUGCAGUCUGCCCUAAAUGUGGUCACGGUAAAGCCUUCUUUAUGCAACUGCAGACCCGCUCUGCAGAUGAGCCCAUGACUACAUUCUACAGAUGCUGUAAUCAUAAAUGUGCUCACAAUUGGCGUGAUUAAUCUGUGGAUUCAGUGUUAAAGACUUUCAUUAUGAACGUAUUAAAAAAUAUAUAUUUUAGUAGUUA
Messenger RNA from Melitaea cinxia (Glanville fritillary), 522 nucleotides. It is a transcript of the gene Polr3K, whose product is annotated as DNA-directed RNA polymerase III subunit RPC10. NCBI's taxonomy places the organism in Eukaryota, Metazoa, Arthropoda, Insecta, Lepidoptera, Nymphalidae. The coding region runs from base 131 to 457 and encodes 108 amino acids. The transcript has 2 exons. Gene Ontology annotation, biological process: termination of RNA polymerase III transcription; DNA-templated transcription. Gene Ontology annotation, molecular function: zinc ion binding; DNA-directed RNA polymerase activity; nucleic acid binding. The record is from RefSeq and is a predicted model, not a curated record. Gene Ontology annotation, cellular component: RNA polymerase III complex.